Molecule: messenger RNA, 1872 nt
Organism: Dothidotthia symphoricarpi CBS 119687
Lineage: Eukaryota; Fungi; Ascomycota; Dothideomycetes; Pleosporales; Dothidotthiaceae
Exons: 4
Coding region: 1-1872 (623 amino acids)
Biological process (GO): protein transport to vacuole involved in ubiquitin-dependent protein catabolic process via the multivesicular body sorting pathway
Cellular component (GO): ESCRT-0 complex
Molecular function (GO): ubiquitin binding; phosphatidylinositol binding
Source: RefSeq, a predicted model, not a curated record
AUGUUUCGUGCGCAGUCGAACAUAUUCGACGAGGUCGUAGUAAAGGCAACUGACGAGAACUUGACAAGUGAGAACUGGGAAUACAUACUUGAUGUGUGCGACAAAGUCGGAGCCUCCGACAGCGGCGCGAAAGAUGUUGUUUCUGCUAUGAUCAAGCGGUUAGCACACCGCAACGCGAACGUACAGCUAUACACCCUCGAGCUCGCAAACGCCCUUUCCCAGAACUGCGGGAUGCCCAUGCACAAGGAGCUGGCGUCACGGAGCUUUACAGACGCGCUGUUGAGGCUAGCGAACGAUAGGAAUACGCAUCAGCAAGUCAAGGCCAAGAUCAUCGAGCGCAUGGCAGAGUGGGCAGACAUGUUCUCCCGUGAUCCGGACCUUGGCAUUAUGCAGGGCGCGUAUAUGAAGCUGAAGACACAGAAUCCCAACCUCCGAGCCCCGUCCAAACCACAGAAGACACAGAUCUCCGAUGUCGAUCGUCAGAAGGAAGACGACGAACUUCAAAUGGCCCUUGCCAUGUCGAUAAAAGAAUCAAAGGGCGCAACUCCCGUCGCGGCCAAGUCCAAUGCGCCACAAGACACGAGCGCCGGUUCCAGCUCGCAGCCUGCCCAGCCAACACCACCAGCACCGUCGGGCACAACUGCGGCGACCGUCUCGCGUGUCCGAGCCUUGUUCGACUUCCAACCAUCUGAGCCUGGCGAGCUGCAGUUCCGGAAGGGCGACAUUAUUGCUGUGCUGGAAUCAGUGUUCAAGGACUGGUGGAAGGGGUCGCUUCGUGGCCAAACGGGCAUUUUCCCGCUGAACUACGUGGAGAAGCUUCAGGAUCCGACACGUGAGGAGCUGGAGAAAGAAGCGCACAUGGAGGCCGAGGUGUUUGCGCAGAUACGGAAUGUGGAGAAGUUACUCGCACUACUCAGUACGACCUCGCAGGGAGGCAACGACACACGAGACAACGAGGAGAUUACAGAACUAUACCACUCCACACUGGCCAUCAGGCCAAAGUUGAUUGAGCUCAUUGGAAAGUACUCACAGAAGAAGGACGACUUUACGCAGCUGAAUGAGAAGUUCAUCAAGGCUCGCCGCGAUUACGAGUCCAUGCUCGAGGCAUCUAUGUCACAGCCUCCACAACCUGCGUAUGGUGGCCGCCCGUACGGUGGCUACAAUGCACCACCUCCAAGUAACUAUGCGGGAUAUCCGCCGACUUCUGCACCUCCUCAGCAGGAUCCAAAUCGCUUUGGAUAUGGCGGUGGAGCGCCUCCUCAAGGGCCUCCUGGCAACUACCCACCUGCAGGCUCGAAUCCUGCUUUCUUUAUGGUACCACCUGGUGACCACCGGCCCCAACAACAAACACCAAAACCAGCUCCAGCUUCAGAUCCCUACGCCCCUCCCAUAGGCAGAGUGCCCGUGGGGCGACCACAAAACUUUCCGCCUCAAGAACUAACCACGCCGCAUUACGACUCGCCUGUAGACAACCGGCAGUCUUUUGUGCCCCCGAACCAAGCUCAGGACGGUCCUUCGGCGCCUCAGGGUUACGGAUAUCCGCCACCAUCACAACAACUCGGAGGCUAUCCUCCACAGACAAGCGCGCCCCAAGGACCUCCACAAGGGCCAUCACAAUCAAUCCAAAACCCCUAUGAACAUGUUUCAUCCCCACCUCCUCAACAACAACCUCCCCACGAACAGGAUCCUUAUGCCCAACCACCCCCUCAAGCAGCUUACGGAUACCCACCACAACAGCCCGGACAUGCUCCGCCUGCCCCGCCCGCUGCAACAUCCAGUUCUCCCCCUCCAACACAAGAAUACCUCGCGUAUCGUCCUGGACAGGCACCGAGUGCGCCUCCUGUCGGUGGCGACGAGGGCUUCUACCGAUGA